AUGGGAGCGUAUAAACCCAACUGCCAUUUCGAGUUCCCGGAUCCUCAGCACGAUUUCCAAGCAUCUACGACCCAGAAGCGGCGGCAUAGAAAGGGAGACGCCGAAACUGCUGCUCCUUGUCCCCCGGUUAUUGGAGCCAUAUCGCCAUCCAAGCACUGUCGUUGGUACUGGGCAUUGGUAGUAGCUAGCGCUUGCUCAUUAGUUCCCCCCUACGCCGUCACACCAAGCAGGGCGAGGUUGAUCUGGACGGUCGCAUGGUACGCGAUCCUGAUGAACGGCAGCUUGGCCUGGAACACGCAAAGAUGGGAAUGGCCCGUUCCUCUCCAAUGGCCUGCAAAUCACGCUAUGGACGCGUGUUAUCGAGAGCGAGCGGCAGAGUACGAUUCUGUAUGUUCGUCCGACCGCGAACUGGAUCCAGAUAGCUCAACUGCAAUGCUGGGUCCCACUAUCAAAGUAUACAUCGAGUGGGGGAAAAGGGUGCGCAAUGACGUCAAGGCGGAGGAACGAGGAGAGGGCGAGCCGUUCGUCCAUGUCGCGCUGUUCGUGUCUCUCUCCUUCGGCGCCAAGUUGGGGUCGUGCAAAUUUCCUGAGGACGAUGUUGCUCUGUGCCAGUUGCCCGUUCUCACAAGGAACGGGAGAUAUGUUGCAUGGCGACCGAGAGGCAUCGCUCUGUUUUCACCAGUGUCAGACCUGCUGGGUGAUAACGGAGUAAUGUCAGCCUGGGGAGGACAGCGCAAGCUGCUAAUCAAGAGGAGAGGGGAAAGCUUCCAGUCACACCAGUGCAUGGAAGACGUCCGACUUAAGACGAUGCACCAAUUCUGGGAGAGAGCCGCUGUUGGUGGAUUCAUGAGUGGCAGGUCUUGUGGAGAGACG
Molecule: messenger RNA, 873 nt
Organism: Desarmillaria tabescens
Lineage: Eukaryota; Fungi; Basidiomycota; Agaricomycetes; Agaricales; Physalacriaceae
Exons: 6
Source: RefSeq, a predicted model, not a curated record